This is a messenger RNA of Artibeus jamaicensis (Jamaican fruit-eating bat), 2633 nucleotides long. RefSeq names its product transmembrane protein 254 (gene TMEM254). Lineage: Eukaryota; Metazoa; Chordata; Mammalia; Chiroptera; Phyllostomidae. The transcript is spliced from 4 exons. The record is from RefSeq and is a predicted model, not a curated record. The coding region runs from base 71 to 460 and encodes 129 amino acids.
GGUUUUCCUGUGUGGGGACGGGAGCAGGUAUUGCUCUUCACCCCACACCUCAGUGUCUAUAUCCUUCAAAAUGGUGGUAGCAAAGUCAGAGGCCGGCAAGAAUGCCACCGCCUACUUCCGUACAGCCAGACCCUUGCCCUCGUUGGUCACCAUCCUUACGCUAGGAUAUUUUAUGUGGGUUGUCUUCUGGCCUCAAAGUAUUCCUUAUCAGAGCCUAGGGCCCCUGGGCCUCUUCACUCAGUACUUGGCGGACCACCAUCACACCCUCCUACACAAUGGGUAUUGGCUUGCCUGGCUGAUCCAUGUGGGAGAGUCCUUGUAUGCCAUGGUAUUGUGCAAGUCUAAAGGCAUAACGAACGCUCGGGCUCAACUACUCUGGUUCCUACAGACUUUCCUCUUUGGGAUAGCCUCCCUGUCCAUCUUGAUUGCUUACAAUCCAAAGCAUCCAAAAAAAACUUAACAUAUUCAGAAGCUUUCUCUACAUUUUGACAUCCAAACUCAUCUUUUUGUGGGGUGCUUUGUUUAUUCCAUCUUUCUAUUUUCUGGAAAGUUAAGGCUCUCUAGUUAUUCAUUAUUUCUUAUGCUUUAGUUGAACUUGAGUAGAUCAUAGGAAAAGAUUUUAGCUGUCCUAUUCUGCACACUAACCUAUUUGGCAGAGGGCUUCCAGCUACCUUCUAGAAGUCCUUGGUUAUGUUGGUGCUUUGUCCCUAUCAUCUGGAUUAAGCCCUGUACUAAAUCUGUUUGUUGAUGUACUUUCACUCCCAUCUUCUGACUAAAACACCUUAACAAUCAUCUUAGCUCUCUUUUCCCAAAAUAUUUCCACCUUUCUGGACCAAGGGGGAGUAACCAUGUCCACAAUAUAUCAAUUCCACAAGCAUUUGUUAGCACCAGUGAGGCAAGGUCUUAUCCUCUCAAAUUUUCAUUUCUCACACUACCAAGAAAGAUAAGGAAGAUAAGCAAGUGCCUGGAACCAGGCAGCCUGAGCAGAUACAUAAAGGCAGAAGGACAUGCUGACACCCAUGAGGAGAGAGUUGGACAAUGCCUUCCUUGAUUCUGCCAACCAGAGUGAUUCUUCCCUCCAUAUGGCCCCUUGGACACAGUGCAAGGUCUGAUUGCUACUGCUGGAUUACUCCUUCAAGUCAAGACUACAUCUUAGCUUUAUUUUAUCACCUGCCUCAUUGCCUUGGAAACAGGUGUUUUAUCAGUGUUUAUUGAACAAAAAAGGGAAACUUUGAUUUCACUGUCUAGUAUCAAUCCAAUUUUUAUGUGAAAACUGCAGGACCCAUUUAGUGUAACCUAGUCUCAAGGAAAAGCACAGACGAUCUUUGACUGGUAGUACCAGCUUUCUUUUGGUCCCCUGUUGGGAAACCUGUAUCUUUUUCACGCUUUCCUGUUCUUGGUCCUUUUCUCCAGAUGCUGUAGGUGUCUCCCUUCAGCUCUGGCUUACUCCAACACAAAACAUUCCUGUUCUAGAGAUUCUAGUCCAUGGGUGGUCCAGCUGGUUACCACCUCUUCUACCCAUUCACCUCAUUAAUACUGACUGGUUACAGUACGGCAGUGAUUUUCAACUUUUUUCAUCUCAUGGCACACCAAAAAAUAUAUUUUUUGCUGAUCUACAAAAAACAGGUAUAAUUUUGAAUCAUUCAUACCAGACAGCAUUGUUGUAUUGGCUGUUUUCUUUUUUUGGUAAGAUUUUACUUAUUUAUUUAUUUAUUUAUUUGUAGAGGGGAAGGGAAGGAGAAAGAAAGGCAGAGAAACAUCAAUGUGUGGUUGCCUCUAGUGUGCCCUUCACUGGGUACCUGGCCUGCAGCCCAGGAAUGUUCCUCGACUGGGAAUUAAACCAGCAACCCUUUGGUUCACAGCCUCUCCCUCCCCACUCAAUUAUUUUAUAGCUAUACCAGCCAGGCUAUACCAGCCAGGCUGUUGUCAUUUCUUCAUUUGACAAUCUAAGGGAAAAGAGGUCAGUGCCCCUGGUAAAUAAUCAGGUAUUAUGUUUUUUAAAACUAUUGCUGCAGUCCUGACCAGGAGGUUCAGUUGGUUGGAGCAUUGUCCCAUUCACCAAAGGGUUGUGAGCUCAGUCCCCAGUCAAGGCACCUACAGUAGCCAAUUGAUCAAUGUUUCUCUCACAUUGAUGUUUCUUCCUCUCUCCCACUUAAACUCUGUCUCCAAAAAUCAAUGAACCUAUCCUUGGGUGAGGAUUAAAUUUUUAAAAAAACUCUUGCACACCAGUUGUGCUGCAGCACACCUGUUGAAAAUCGCUGCAGUGGGGCAUGCUAUGUGUUUUAAGCAAACGUUUAUGAGAAACAGCCCUCUUCCCCCAUCCCCCCAAAAAAGUCCCCAUGUAAAAGCACCACCCUGAAAGACUAUGGACAGUGAAUUGUUUCUGAUGGAGAUCAGUUUCUACAAACAUCUUUCCUUCUGUUUCUCUUCUGAUUAGGGGUUGCUUUUUGGUAUGGUAAAAUAUUUUAGAGUUAAACAUAGUGGAAAUUCAACUCACGUUUUUUUGAAAGCAUGGUCCUCUCCAAGGGAAAUACAAUAGUAUUAAUUUUGCUAGAAACAAUAUAGCAGAUUAUUGAAUGAAAUGGAUUUAUUUGAUUAAAUGGUAUGAAUUGUCUCCAAUAAAAUAUUGUUUU